UGAUUCCUCUCAGGAUUACUAUGGGACUUCCCAAUGGAAACUAUCGACCAGAAGAGAUGGCCUUAUUUGAACCAAUUUCUUUGCAAGAUAUGUGUAUUCAAAAUAUUACUUCUUCGGUAUCAUGUAUAGCUGAACUGUAUAAUGUAGAGUUGGAUAUUCAUUGUAUGCUUUUAAGAGAUGUAAUAGAGAAAGGUCGACGCUGUAUUAAUUUUGAAAAUAUCUUUCCCACAGAGAGCAGAGAUUUAUUUUGUGAUGAAAGCUUAACUAUAUAUGAAAGAAUUCGAUUUAAUAAGUGGUUUUCUAAGCAAUUUAUUGCAGGGAUUUUAUUCGAUGAUGAUGUUAUGUUUCUCUUACGCCUAAAGAUUGAACAUAUCACACUUAUAAAACAUAUAAUUAUUCAAAAUGAUGAGUCUAAUAUUUAUUUGAAAAGUUGUAACAAAAGUUUAGAAUUAUGGUUACAAUGUCAAUGUAAAAUUUUCAGAAAAUUAAAUCAUUUCUUAUGUUUUAAUGAAAGAGAUACCCUUUCUUCUAUGCGAAAUGAAGAUAAUUGGUGUGAGAUAUGUCCUCAAAGUCCUCUGUAUUCGAUCUGCGACGACAGAUUAUGUUGCAUUUCUUUUGGGGACUUGAUACAUAAUUGCCCCCGAAUUAACUAUGAUAAUUGUUAUAAUAAGUGUUGCGGGGUUACUUAGAAUAGUUGUCUUUCAAUUUUCGAAUUUAAAAAUUCUGAUACAAUAUUGUCAUAUUUUGAUUGCUCAUUUUUGAUAAAACCCCAUGUAUGUUUUCGAUGGAAAAGGGGAGAAAUUUAUGAUGAUUUAUAGAAAAGGUUUUCUUUUAUUUAGCUGCUCAUUUUUAUUUUUGAUGUAUAAUGCCUUUAAUUCGAUUUAUGUUUGUAACAGGAGUGUGAAAUGUGGCUUUUGUUUUAUUUAAUUAUUCAUUGUAUCAUGCAUGUAACAUUUCAUAUGGUGUAAUGUAAUCCAGGAUUACUUUUUCUUAUAUGUGAAAGGAAGGUAAUGGGUUAGCCUAGCCCUGUGUAUUUGAUUAACGACGAAAGCUUUUUGAUUUUCCAAUGUUCUUUUAAUUUUUGAUGCAACUCGAUUUAUGUUUGUAACAGGAGUGUGUAAUAUGUCUUUUGAUUUAUUUGAUCAUUCAUUGUAUCAUGCAUACAGCAUUUUGAUUUGAUAAGCAGGAUGAUUCUUUAUUUUAAAUGUUAAUUUUAUUUUUAAAAAACACGUUUGUAUUAAGCUUUUGUAACCCUUCGUAAAAAAACAAUAAAAAGUGACCACA
Messenger RNA from Stegodyphus dumicola, 1284 nucleotides. RefSeq lists its product as uncharacterized. The record is from RefSeq and is a predicted model, not a curated record. NCBI's taxonomy places the organism in Eukaryota, Metazoa, Arthropoda, Arachnida, Araneae, Eresidae.